AUGGAAAGAUUUCUUUUAAACGAAGAACUUGACACAGUUAGGAUUGCUACUGCCUUAUAUAAGAGGGUUUUGACAAAUGGAUGGACCGGUGAUAAAGAUAUAGAGGUUAAUAAUUUUAUAGAGACGUUGAAUAGAAUAAUAAACGAAAAUACUAUUGAGAUUGAGCGCUUAGAAAAAUUCCAGAAUUGGGGCGAUGGUUUAGAAUUAGAACAAAAGGUAAUAUCGGCGUUCGAAGAUAUAAGAACUUUACUGAAAAUGCAGAGCUCGGGUGAAGAUAGAACGUCUUGGGUUAGUCGAGUAGAAGACAAUGUCAAGAUGGUCAUUCGUAAUGUGCAAUCGGCAAUGAAAAAAUGUUCUGGACUGCAAUACAAGAUGUGGGAAAAUGUGAAAAAUGAAUUAGCAAAAUUGGAUUUGAGUAAAUUAGGGUACGAUCACCCAGUAUGUUCUGGAAUUUUGGACUGCGAAUCUGAACCUAUAUCCACGUUAUUGCCGGAGCUUCGUACUGUGUUACAGUAUCUGCUUGAUUCAUCGGAAAAGUUAGAAGCAAUCACUACACGGAUUUUUGAAGUAUUGGAUAAACGAAGCUUGGUCAGUGCAUCUCGGGCGGGCGAUUUGAGAUGUGCAAAGAAACCAGAUUAUAUGUUUACGGCAGAAAUAAGUGACGUAGAGGUUGAAUUAUUAUAUUGCGAAACUGGUCGUCCGAAAUCUCCACACGCGAAACAGCUAGAGGAUCAUAGAAAAUUAGCAGGACUCUCUAAGGAUUCGAUUGAAAAAACCAGAUCAGAACUUAAAGCAUCACUAAAAAAGUCGACAUUGAGUGAACAUUUGUCUCUAUACGGUUAA
Messenger RNA from Paraglomus occultum, 843 nucleotides. The record is from the annotation of a GenBank genome assembly. NCBI's taxonomy places the organism in Eukaryota, Fungi, Glomeromycota, Glomeromycetes, Paraglomerales, Paraglomeraceae.